GACGGUAUUAUUUCAACGUCUUUAGAUCCAAAGACAUCUAUUACUUCUACAAUUUUACUACCAUAUGAAUUUAAACUUUUAUUUAGGAGCAGUAGGGAUGGGUUUAAUGGUGAAACAUUUCAUAGGCUAUGUGAUAAUAUACCUGGUACUGUGACUGUAAUAAAGAUUAAUAAUAUACCUGGUACUGUGACUGUAAUAAAGAUUAAUAAUACAAACGAAAUACUUGGUGGUGGUUAUAAUCCUUUGAUUUGGAAAGUCGGCAUUUGGACGUACAGUAAAACAGCUGAUAGCUUUAUUUUCUCCUUAAAAAAUGGAAACCUUAAUCAAUCUAUUCUUAGUCAUGUAAGUAAUCAAUCAAAAGCAAUUCGUUACGGUAAAAUAUCACAAGGUACAUUGUUUGGUGGUAAAGAUCUUGUAAAUUUAAAGAAUGUUAUUUUUUUAAGACUUCAUAUGAUAAACCAAUCAGAUAUGUAG
Molecule: messenger RNA, 474 nt
Organism: Scutellospora calospora
Lineage: Eukaryota; Fungi; Glomeromycota; Glomeromycetes; Diversisporales; Gigasporaceae
Source: the annotation of a GenBank genome assembly